AUGCUAUCCAGAUCAGGCGUUAGCAUUCGAAGGCUCAUAUCUCCAAGACGAGUCCAAGAUGAAUUUGAGGAUGGGGUUUCGGUUGAUACCGAAAGAUGGGAUCAAAGGGCGGGACGGAAAGACAGCAGUACACUUCCUAAAAGGCGGACGACCUAUAGUAAGAGACGGCCGCCGCCACCGAUUAUAGUUAGUAGGGAACAAAGCAUUCAUGACAUUCUGGAUCCUCUGCCACCAUUACCGCCAUACGACACGCCGCCGCGGUCCAGGUCUAGUUCCUUGAAUAGCUGUGAGCGCCACAACGACUCUUACUUAUCACAAUCAAUCGACUCAAAGAGGUCAAAGUCGCCUCUUUGUUCUAUAUCGUCAAAGGAAGAUAGAAGCCAAGAAUCACUCCAGCUUUCUAGUGUGACAAGCUAUGGAGGCGACGACUUUCCACCGCCACCUCCUCCUAAGAGCUACUCCGAAUCUCCAGAUUCUCUUAGACGUCAAGCGGAACUAUCAAGUUCGAAUCUGGAUUACAUAGAAGCUUUAUCUCUACGACCAGAAAAUAAAGCUGCCGCAUUACAGCAACACCUGCGACGGCAGGAAUCAUUCUCAAGCAUUACAGAUAACAUUCAGCAACUUAUACAAGAGGCAGAUGAGGCAUUCAGAGCAGUCGGCAACGCUCUCGUUGAAGUACAAGUCACUAACAAUUCGACAAAAGCAUUACCUUCGCUUCCUACUCCUGAAUCGUCACCUGUUCUAAAGCCAGCACCUUUGGCUUCUCAGACUCGAGUAGAGAGUCCGCGACCUCAAGCAGUCGCUUCUCCGAAAAUCAUCGCUUCACCCAAGACCGUCGUUUCUCCUAAACCCGCCGCUACUCCCGUCUACUCUCCCCGACGGAAUCCAUCAGUGAACAACGGGGUUAAGAGGAAGAGGUCGAAGAAGUCUAAGAAGGUGAAGCCGAUGAAGCCGAGUCGGAAGCCUGCUGCGUCCAAGUCGACGGCGAAGAGCGGCCCAAUAUGGAACUUCUCGGACAAUGUGACUGAUCUUUUUAGUGGGAAACUCUUCCAGAAGAUUGAGGUGGAUGAAAUGCUCACACCGGAUCAACUGGAAGAGUACAGGUUGCGUAGGAUGUCGACAAUGAAGUCAGAAAAAUCGGCCAAGGUGACUCAACCUACACAGUCCGCCCAAUCGACCCAAUCGACCCAGUCGACCCAGUCAACACAGUCCGAAAAAUCGAUCGAGACGAUUGACACUGAGUCGACCGAUACGCCGAUCGAGCCCUUUCACCUUGAAGAUCUGUCUUCUCGAAUUGGAUCGGCCGGUGUGUCACUCGACCUUGAUACACCAACUGAAGAAAAACAUAUGUUAUUCCCAUUUAACCCUGUUGCCUGGAAGGAUUUUUCUACGGAGGGACGCAAUGAAUAUGGCCCCAUCGAGCUACCGACAUCGACAUCAACGUCGGCAUUACAGACGGAUAUAGGAGAAGAACCGGCGCAAAACAAAAAUGCCACUUUCCAAACGCCACCAAUGAGACAGGCUGCACGAUUUGCUACGAGAAGCCAGAAGGCAUCACUACCUAGCAUCCCAGAAACGGCAGCUAUCUUGACACCCACAAAUGAAUUGUUUGUCGGUCACGAUCUCAGAUAUUCCCGAGAUAUGGUCGCGGAUUCAAAUUACGUUUUCCUUCAAUCAUCGCCCUGUUCUAUGACUAGUCCUAUUUUCCGACACGGCCCGAUCCGACUAGCCAAGUCUGAUCUAAUAGCAGAUGUUAAAAUCGGAGCGGAUGAUGGCCUAGACUGGACAGCAUUCCAGAUGGCUAUUUCCGGGGGCGCCGGAGACUGGUUCUCCGAAAGCGACGACACAAUUCGCCGCAGAGAGGCGGAAGAGGCGGCAGAGAUUGUGGAAUGGUUUGGGUCAUGGAAGUUCAGCAGCCCCGGAGGGCUCCUAGACCACCCUAUGGAAGCCGAUAGCCCUAUGAGCAUGACUUCGGGUGAGGAUUGCUCGGAAGUGUCAUACAACGAGACCGAGAAGGAUAGCAACCUAUACAACCAGCAUUACCACUGGCAGACACCCGGGCAGAAGACAGUACCUGAAAUCCAUCAGCCCGACUACGAUAUAUCCGGGCUUGAGCUAGAUACUUCGAGGAUGAGUCUAGACGAUGAUAUUUUUGAUCAAUCCAAGGAAUAUAAUAGCCGAGAGAGCUAUGCUAGCCUUCCACAGAGCCCGAUGCUAGACCUCCGAGUUAUUCGAAGCCCGGACGGGGACGAUAUGGAUGUUGUCCCGAUGGGAUAUAACCUUGGACACGACCUGGGAGAUUUCCUUAAAUGGGAGGCGGAGCAUGCGUACGCCGGGGACUUUUACUGA
Molecule: messenger RNA, 2349 nt
Organism: Daldinia loculata
Lineage: Eukaryota; Fungi; Ascomycota; Sordariomycetes; Xylariales; Hypoxylaceae
Exons: 1
Coding region: 1-2349 (782 amino acids)
Source: RefSeq, a predicted model, not a curated record